Messenger RNA from Verruconis gallopava, 633 nucleotides. RefSeq lists its product as uncharacterized. Bases 105 to 470 code for a protein of 121 amino acids. The transcript has a single exon. The record is from RefSeq and is a predicted model, not a curated record. NCBI's taxonomy places the organism in Eukaryota, Fungi, Ascomycota, Dothideomycetes, Venturiales, Sympoventuriaceae.
GCAGAAGCAGCAGGCGCAGGGGGUGUUUCACUCACGUCGGUCACGAUCAGCCUCGCAAAAACUGCAUUUAUCGCAGGCCAUAGCAAGUGAAGAAGAAAAAAAAUAUGUGCGGCUUCGUCUCCAAUAAUUCCGGUCAUCUUGGCAACCCCUGUCAUGUCAUUGCGAUGACCAGACAGAGAAGAUGCCAAACGAAGAAAAUGAGUGAACAAAGGUUUCUCGCCUUCUGGCAUGGUUCGCAUUCAGUCGUGGUAGUCGACCUUUUCCACUCGCUUCAGACAUCAGAAAACAAGACUACAAGAAAGGUAUCCGAUCAUAUCGAAAUGUCUGUGCACAGAGAAGAUCCACGGACCGCCCUUGUCUGCAAUCGUGACAUUGAUGCUUCCAUAAUCUUUCUUCUGUAUACCCUCUCUGAUAAGACUUUGAAAGAUAGAGUUGAAUUGGCUACAAUACGUGCUAUGAUGACCAACUAGGGACUCGGCUUCCCCCCGUUAUAACGAGGGACGCAACGUUGUAUCUAUUCUGCAAGAGGCACAGUAGACUGGCUUGGAAAGUCAUCGCACAUGUAUUAGGGAAUUUGUACAACUAGCUGGAACCCAUAAGCAUAUGGCACUUGAAUCGCUCCUCGCCGCGAAU